AUGUUUAAUUGUUUGACGGUGUUUAACUCGCAUGUAACGGUCCCAUGGGGUGUUGAUGAACUGAGGUUCCACUUGGACAACUACUUCUACGAGUCAUCGUCAUCGUCAUCAUCACUACCUUUAGUAUCGUCAUCAGCAUCAACUGAUACAACGACAACAUCAACAACAACUAUUAGCAGCAGCAACAACAAUAUCAAGGACAAAAUGUUGCAACAAUCAGCCAAUGAUGAUAUUGGCAUCAAUUCGUGUGAUCCACUCAAAUCAAAAGUUUGUCAAAAGACUAUUGAGGUGAUGCAGUCAGACUGUCAAGAAUUGAAAUACAAAAAGUUGAUGCUGGAGGAACAGUUGAACGCUAAACUACAGAUGCUAAAAGAUAUCUGCUUGCAAGAAGCUAAGAGUUCAGUUGAGUCACUUUUCUUAAAUUUAUCAAAUGAUGGCUUGAAAAUAGCGUCCAAAUAA
Helobdella robusta is the source of this 459-nucleotide messenger RNA. RefSeq lists its product as hypothetical. Lineage: Eukaryota; Metazoa; Annelida; Clitellata; Rhynchobdellida; Glossiphoniidae. The transcript is spliced from 5 exons. Bases 1 to 459 code for a protein of 152 amino acids. The record is from RefSeq and is a predicted model, not a curated record.